This is a messenger RNA of Mobula hypostoma (lesser devil ray), 696 nucleotides long. RefSeq names its product retinol-binding protein 2-like. The record is from RefSeq and is a predicted model, not a curated record. The coding region runs from base 97 to 501 and encodes 134 amino acids. Gene Ontology annotation, molecular function: fatty acid binding. NCBI's taxonomy places the organism in Eukaryota, Metazoa, Chordata, Chondrichthyes, Myliobatiformes, Myliobatidae. Gene Ontology annotation, biological process: fatty acid transport. Gene Ontology annotation, cellular component: nucleus; cytosol. The transcript has 4 exons.
CAAUAUAAGAGCAAGAGCACAUACUAUAGUUUACAGAUAGAUCCUCUGAAAAUUUUCUUUUCCUUGAAUCUCUUUUUUUGGAGGAAUACUGCCAAAAUGCCUGCAGAUUACAAUGGUAUAUGGGAGAUGACAGAAAAUAAGAAUUUUGAGGGUUACAUGAAAGCUCUGGACGUAGAUUUUGCAACCAGAAAGAUUGCAAUUCAUCUCACUCAAACAAAAGAAAUCAAGCAGGAAGGAGACAGCUUUUUCACUAAAACUCUAAGUACAUUCAGAAACUACAAUGUGGAUUUCAAAAUUGGAGAAGAAUUUGAGGAACACACGAAAGGAUUAGAUAAUAGAGUGGUAAAGACACUGGUGCAAUGGGAUGGGGACAAGCUGGUCUGCGUUCAGAAGGGUGAGAAGCCCAACAGAGGCUGGAAGCACUGGAUUGAGGGUGAUGAACUGCACCUGGAACUAACGUGCAAUGACCAGGUCUGCCAUCAAGUUUUCAAGAGAAAGUGAACAGUUGAAUGUGGACUUAAGUGGUUCUUAUAUGCGGCAUUUCUAUGCCCGGCAUCACUGAAUAUGUGCUGUGGUAUCACAAUAAAAGUGUUUGUCCUUAGAGAAUGAAUAGUGAUUUAAAUUACAGUAAAUGUAUUUGUAUUGCACAUCAUGUAGAAUAAAAGCAUUACAUUAGGAACCUUCAAUCUUUAGCUC